AUGUGCGAAACGGUCAGAGAUCCUGUUACAUGCUCCGUUGGUCGCUCAGUGCCAAGCACCGCUGCUCUGCCUGCCGCGCUAAACUUCGACGCCGCUGCCGGCGCCUUUCAAGGCGCUAUGAACAACUACGCUGCCGCGAGUAGAGCCGCUCUGCCUGCCGCGCCAAACUUCGACGCCGCUGCCGGCGCCACUCAAGGCGCUAUGACCAACUACGCUGCCGCGAGUAGAGCCGCUCUGACUGCCGCGCCUAACUUCGACGCCGCCGCCGGCGCCGCUCAAGGCGCCAUAACCAAUUCCGUUGCCGCGCGGGGCGCAGCUCUGCCUGACGCGCCAAAUUUUGGUGUCGCGACUGGCGCCGCUCAACCUGCU
Molecule: messenger RNA, 369 nt
Organism: Rhagoletis zephyria (snowberry fruit fly)
Lineage: Eukaryota; Metazoa; Arthropoda; Insecta; Diptera; Tephritidae
Product: antifreeze protein Maxi-like
Source: RefSeq, a predicted model, not a curated record